UCGUUGUUCAGUGCAUACAAAAAAUCGAGUCAAGUUGGUUAAAGAAAAUAUAAGAAAUAAGAAAAAAGAUAUAUUUCCACAGUUCCGUUGUAACCGAUUUCGAAUAUACUGAUAAAAUGGCCAACGGAAGGAUGUCCCGACUGUCUGUACUCUCCGAUAUUCUACAAGAAGAAGGUAAACGAAGAUUGUCAAAUGCACGAACGGAAUCCAAAAUAUCGAUGAGCGACUUGGAUGCAAGGACAACGGAUGUAGAAGCACGUUCGAUUGAAGAAAAAGUUAUGGCCGACGUAUUUACAAUGUCAUCAAGCAAUAUGGACAAUCAUAGGGAUCUUAUAAAUGCUCCAACUGCCGACAGACAUUUCGUAUUUAAAUGCGUAAGAAUGGAUACGUUGGACACAAUCUGCAAAGUGUUGGGAGAAUUUGUAGGUACCGCACUUCUACUAUUGUUCGCAUGCAUGGGAUUAAUACAGUGGACCCCUGGUCAACCAGAUUUCGUUGGUGGACUUGUUUUCGGUUUAACAAUCAUGUUCAUCAUUCAAGUCGUGGGCGCUGUCUCAGGUGCUCACAUCAAUCCUGCUGUAACAUUAGCUUCUUUCAUUUACGGAAAAAUAUCUGUUUUCUUGGCAUGUUUGUAUGUGGUCGCUCAGUUUCUCGGCGCAUUAGUUGGAUAUGGCGUGUUGAAAUUAAUGACUCCGGAGAGCAUAUUCCGCCCUGUGGGUUCAGUCGGCACCUGCAGUCCCAACCCAAAUCCCGAAUUGAAUGCAGGUCAAGUGUUCUUCUUCGAAUAUUUUGCAACCACCGUUCUUAUUACGUUGUGCUGUGCAGCGUGGGAUCCACGUCAUGCGAAGAAUCAAGAUUCCAUGGCAAUCAAAUUCGGUCUCUCACUUUCUAUACCGUUCAUUGCAGUGUCUCCAGCAACAGGAUGUUGUAUUAAUCCAGCCCGAGCAUUUGCACCUGCCCUGUAUAAUGGCGACUGGAAUAUGCAUUGGGCCUAUUGGAUCGCUCCAUUAUUAGCUGCUGUAGUGACGACAGUUGUUUAUAGAUUUUUGUUUUAUCGAGAGGAUACAGAGAAAAAGGAUAGCUAAACUGCGCGGUAUGAAGCUGCACCGAUAAAUACUUGUAUUAAUACUCAAUUGUCGUGACGUAUGAACUAGUCGAAUUCGAUUAUUUAGUCUUUGAAUUUGUAAGCUUUGCUAUGCAAUCAGCUUCAAGUGUAAAAUAAAUUGAAGAGUACAAAA
This is a messenger RNA of Bradysia coprophila, 1238 nucleotides long. Its product is annotated as aquaporin-like. The record is from RefSeq and is a predicted model, not a curated record. Lineage: Eukaryota; Metazoa; Arthropoda; Insecta; Diptera; Sciaridae. Gene Ontology annotation, cellular component: plasma membrane. Gene Ontology annotation, molecular function: channel activity. Gene Ontology annotation, biological process: transmembrane transport.